This is a messenger RNA of Microthlaspi erraticum, 792 nucleotides long. The record is from the annotation of a GenBank genome assembly. Lineage: Eukaryota; Viridiplantae; Streptophyta; Magnoliopsida; Brassicales; Brassicaceae.
AUGGGGAAGAAGAAGAUGAAGCUCGCUUCUCUGUUCAGAGGCGGAGCCGGAGGAUUACUGGCGGUUCCUCUCUGCUACAAUGCGAAAACGCUUUCGUUCCGAGUCGGCGACGACAUGAUCAAGACGGUUAACUCGGUCUUCUUCGACCACAGCCACCACAAUGGAGACGUAUUGGAGGCCGAAACGCCUGAGUCAUGGUUCACUAACUCGUCCGAGACGGCGAGUCACUCAACCGAGUCGGAUCAAGACCUCGACGCCGAAUCGCUAGAGAUGGUGGUGAGAGGAGUCGUUAGAUCGGACCGGUUAUUCUUCGAUCCGGGAGUCACGAGCUCGAUCGUGGAGGAGGUUGGCGAGAAAUCGAAACCGGGUCGCGAAUCGAAGUCGAAGGCUGCGGUUUCGGUGGGAGAGGAUCGGGAUUGUAUCUAUACGCCGCCGAUUGAGGAGAUCAGUGUCGCGGUGGCGAUGGAAUCGGAAGAUCCGUACGGAGAUUUCCGGCUAUCGAUGGAGGAGAUGGUGAGGAGUCACAGUGAGUUGGCUAAGGAUUGGCAGAGCUUGGAAUCGAUGCUUGCAUGGUACUUGAGGAUGAACGGGAGGAGGAGCCACGGCGUAAUCGUGAGCGCGUUCGUCGAUCUCCUCUCCGGACUCUCCGAUUCCGGCGCCGGAACCUCGUCGGCGUCGAUAUCGGAUUCGGCUCGUUACUCAACAGCCGUGUCGUCUUUGCCGUCGUCGCCGUUAAAUUCAUCAUCGCAAGGUCAGACGGAGAUCGAAGAGGAAGAGAGACGGAGCUGUUAA